Nipponia nippon (crested ibis) is the source of this 314-nucleotide messenger RNA. The record is from RefSeq and is a predicted model, not a curated record. NCBI's taxonomy places the organism in Eukaryota, Metazoa, Chordata, Aves, Pelecaniformes, Threskiornithidae.
AUGAGACAAGAAAUGAAAGGCCAGGCAAGACAAGAGUGGCCAGAUGAGAGACAUGAUGGACAAGGUGAGAGGCCAGAUGAGAGGAAACGAGAGAGCCAAGAAGAGAGCGAGACGGGAGAGAGACUGGAGAGGGGCAAGACAGGUUCAAGAAAGAGGGAGGAGGGGAGAGAGGGAGAGAAGGGAGAGCAAGGGGAUGAGACGAGAGGUUCAGGGCGAGGGAGCGGAGAGAGGGAAGGAAGACAAGAGGGGAAGAUGAAAAGGAAGGGGAGGGGAGAGAGGAUGGGAGCUAGAGGGGAGGGGGGUGACAGAGAGAG